UGGAUGUUUUCCCCCGCGUCGAUCCCAGCUUGAAACCCUUGCAAGUAUCGGCGCAAGCAAUGCCGCUGAGUCAUCCGCUUCCAAAUCCAGUCAAGUCGACUUUUUUUAGUAUACCUUCGUCCCUCCCCCGCGGUCCAGGCAACACAUAACUCCUGUCGGAAUUGAGGUGCCGAUGACUGAGCAAUCCGGAGUCAUUCAGGGAAUCUGUGUCGCCAGGAUCAAAAACGUUGCAGUGGAUUCAUCAGAUCCCUGGUUUGCUAAUGAUAUCCCGCUAGCAUGAGUGGUCAAUCUUCGUCUCAACGUGCUGGUGGUCGGGUCCGAAGUGCUUGUGAUUUGUGCAGGCAGAGAAAGAUUCGCUGCGAUAACGUCCAGCCUAGCUGUGAGACGUGUUGUCUUGCCGGCGUGCCGUGCACCUUCACAGAUCAACCUGACCUGUCCCGAAAAAGUCUUCGAGAUCAGCUCCAGGAUGCCAGAGCGAGAAUACAUGACCUAGAAGCGCAAUUGGCCGUCCACCGGUCUUCGCCCCCCACGGACUGCAGCGAGCGAAGUAACUCCGAUGACAUCUCAGAGAGCCCUUGGCUUUGCUUGAUGACUCUGGACCACCUUCCAGACAGCUACGAUCUAGACGCUUCUCUGGGAACGUUUCAAGGAGAAAUUGCUCAUUGCGGAGUGGGGAAAGCCGGCUCCGUUCAACGAUCGUCGUUCUUCUCUACGGUCUAUGAGAAGACCGGCUCUCCAAUCGAUCUCGACCAUUUCCUUACCCAGGCGGCACAGUCUCUCAAAUUCCAGGGCCUCCAGGAACGGACAGGUCCGAAACGGUCACUUUCACCGAAAUGGCCUCCCACGUCUCUGGUCCAACACUCCAUUAAUCACUAUUCCAGGAGCGGGCUCUAUUCUAUCUUUCCAGUUGCAAAUGCUGAUGCGUUGAGCAAAUUGAUUCAGGAGGGUAUACUGGAUCACCAAGAUGGCACCGUUCCCGCAGCUAAGCUAACAUGUCUUUUUGCAUUCACUGCGAUGAUGAGUGUAAUGCACCGGCUCGAUCCGGCUUUCGUCGGUGCUGAACCUGAUGCUUACAUCCAGGCUGCAUUGUGCCUCGUGCCCAGAGUCCUGAUGGAGAAGCCCACAAUUAGGAGCCUGGAGGCUAUUGUCUUGAUCAUGACUUACGUGAUGCCAGGUGCUCAAGUUGAACAAGGUCAAAUGCUACUAUCUCUAGCUACUCGAAUGAUUUUGAGCCUCGACGGCCAUCGAUAUUCCGUCAUCCACGAACCAGAAGGGAGACACCUCCGGGCUCUCUUCUGGUUCUGCUACGGUGCAGAUAAGAACAUGGUCAUUCGCUACAACUGCUCGCCGCAUUUCAUCGACGUGGAUUGCGAACUGCAGAUCCCGGACAACUAUGUCUCGUCAUCCUCCGACCACCAAUUCUUCUCGCGGCCACUUUCAAACGACGAACUCCUCUUUCCCUCGGACAUCCGACUCUCCCUCCUCAAAUCCAAGGUUUAUCAUCUGCUCUACUCCGACCAUGCUCGAGCUCAGCCUGAGGCGCGUCGCCUGCAAUACAUCCGCGAACUGGAUCAGGAGCUCACCGACCUCAAGGCCACAUUCCCGGUCAGCUGCUGGCCGGACCUCUUCGCCACGGAGACGGCACCCAACUACACCUUCCACGACCUGAGUUUGCGGGGAGUAUGCCUCCAUCUGGAGUUCUAUUUUCUUGUUGGCAAGAUCCACGGGGCGAGCGGCACUGUCGGCAGCAGCAGGAGUAAUCCCAGCUGGUCGAUUCUGCCAUCCAGUGCCGAGCUCUUCCAUCAAGAAUCCCGGUCAAUUCUUGUCUACAUUUGUCGGACGCGGGAGUUUCUCAAUUGGCAUACUUUCUGGAUCUACGCUCAGUUCCUCCUUACCGGCGUCUUCUCGCUCUUCAAAUUCCUCAUCACCUACCCCACGGCGCCGUCACACGCGAACGAUAUCCAACUGCUGCAAACCGUGGUGGAUAUCUUUGUAGGAUUGGACAAGAAAGAGUCGUCAGGCAUGAGGGGGCGCUUUCCGCCGUUCUAUUUCACCGUGUGCCUGGUCAAGCGGUUGAUGUAUUUGGCAAGACAGGCUGCCGCGAGGGCUGCCGUAUGACAUUAGUCACUCAACGUAGUUAGUAGCAACAAAG
Messenger RNA from Aspergillus brunneoviolaceus CBS 621.78, 2152 nucleotides. RefSeq lists its product as uncharacterized. The transcript is spliced from 5 exons. Gene Ontology annotation, biological process: regulation of DNA-templated transcription; DNA-templated transcription. Gene Ontology annotation, molecular function: DNA binding; zinc ion binding; DNA-binding transcription factor activity, RNA polymerase II-specific. The record is from RefSeq and is a predicted model, not a curated record. The coding region runs from base 277 to 2118 and encodes 613 amino acids. Lineage: Eukaryota; Fungi; Ascomycota; Eurotiomycetes; Eurotiales; Aspergillaceae.